This is a messenger RNA of Lymnaea stagnalis (great pond snail), 4801 nucleotides long. NCBI's taxonomy places the organism in Eukaryota, Metazoa, Mollusca, Gastropoda, Lymnaeidae. The record is from the annotation of a GenBank genome assembly.
UUCUAGCUCGCAGGUUGUAUAAAAAGCAGCAGCAGGCUGGAUUUGGCCCCACUGCCUUAAUUUGCUAAUCCCAGUUCAACUCUAUCGGUACUGGUGUUAUACAAUUUUUGACAGUGUCAGCUCUCCCACCAUUGAUCAACUUCAAACCAUGUCACCUCAUAAAAUUUAUUCGCUUUAUUUAAAAAAAAUAUUUUCUAAUAAUUUAAAUACUGGUACUUAACUCAUUUUUCUCUUAUUUAUUUCUCCUGCAGAUGAUUCUAUUAUUUUGAUAGAAAAUUAACAUGCAAUGGCAGAAUUUAUACAAAAGGCCAUAAUAAGUAGCAAUAACACUGUGGUUAUUACACCAGUGAUUAGUUUAAUGACUGAUCAAGGCAGUUGUGUCAAAGCAUCACUUUCUGAGAGUGUUAAUAAGACCUGCCAAACCAUUCUUAAUACUGACACCAAAGGGAACUUUUUGGAUAGUCAAGAAACCAUUUCUAUAGGUGUAGAAGACAAGGAAACAACCACCUUGAUUGUUGAGGAGGAAGAUUUAAUAUUAAAUGGACAGGCUCAGCAGUAUGGGUCAUCUUCAGGCACUGUUGGGUGGAGCAAAGCUGCUGUUCUUAAGCUGAUUCAGCUUCACAAUGAACACCAACAUCUUUUUGAUGAUCCUCACUACAAAAAGAAAUCUGUAAGUGAAUUUGAUUUUUAAUGUUUUUUCUUUCUUUCCAUAACAAAAUAUUGCUAUUUGCUGUACAUAUUGUGCAUUAACAAGAAAAUAAGUUUUGUUAAAUUCCAGUUCAUGUUUUGAUGCCAGGUUUGGGAGAUGGUCUCCAUGUGUAUGCAGAAAGAAGGUUAUGCUUACUCUUGGAUACAGGCAGAGAACAAAUGGAAGGCAAUCACCAAAAAGUACAGGGACACAGUUGAUCACAAUGCCAAACAUGGCCACAUUAUAAUGAGAAAGUCAGUGCCCUACUUUUUUUUAAGUAGCUAUACUAGUUUAUGGAGUUGGAAUAAAAUUAUUUACAAAAUUUUAAUAAACCAAUCAAAUGUUACUUAGUCACGUGGACGGUUUUAGAGAAAAAUAAAAUAUGCACAUUGGCACUCUUUUUUAAAAAUUAAGAUUUAGGUACUUUUAAAGUUAUAGUGAAGUUCAUUACAGUGGACCCAUUAUAUUUGUCAUUAAUCCAUUCCCUAGGAAUUUUUACCAUAGGUAUUAACUAAAACUGCCUCGCUGUACAAAAUUUACAACAAUAAACAACUUAAGGGACUCAACUCUAAAAUUAAAUUUUUAAAUUCUAAACUUAAACACACAAAAAACCCAAAAAUUCUGUUUCCAGAAACCAUGCUCACUUAUUUCCUUAAAAAUAGUUGUAAAAACUCAUAUAUAUUGAAAAGGAAUAAAGUAGUAAUCAAGAGUUGAUGUGAGUAUGUUGAAUCACCAAUAGAGACUGACUGACUUACAUGGCAGGUGGGACGAAUCUUGACUACUGGGGUGAAUAUCAAACAAAAAUUUCAAAGAAAGAACAGGCUGAAUAUAAUAAAAGACCAAUAUCAACAUAGACAAAUAUUGAGGGUCCACUAUUGUACAUUGAAAAUAUUACUGAUACUGUAGAUAGCUCACUAGCUUUGAUAUAGUGCAACAUAAUUAAAUUUAGAGAAGAAAAAAAUGGAAUUAUCUGAAAACAAAGAAUUUUACUUGAGGGAUAUUUCUAUUUCAGAUGCCCAUUUUAUAAUGAACUUGCAACAGUUUACCGGUAUGUUUCACCAUGCCUAUCUCAAGCAGCACCAUCCUGUCAGGCUGCCUUUAAGUCACUUGUAAGUGACAACUCUUUUCAGCAGACCACCAUAGCUGUGGUCACGAAUCAGAUACCAAAUACAGCAAAAAGACCAUUACAAUGUGAUAGUGAUCCGACAGCAAGUACUUCAUCAACUGAACUUAAGGUGAAUGCUUGUGGUUAUUUUGGAUAAUUCACCAGUUGUUCAUGUUCAUACUUUUUAUCCUGGUGAAUUCAAACUGUCUUUUGGAUACCCUCAUCUUUUUUCAUAAAAAAUUUAUAAUAUAUACUUAGAAAACACAUUAAGACUCUUGACAAUUGCAAUAAAAUAGCAAAAUUUCAAAUUAAUUUAGUUGUUUAAUCAAAUAAAGAUAAUAGGCCUCAUGUUUUUUCAUGUACCGGUAAUGAUGCUUUUUUAAAAUAUAGUGUAGUCCGUCCCAAUAGUAAAGAAGUCAUAAAAAUGACUUCCACUUCUUUUUAAAAGCAUCAACAAGAUGCAGUAUGUAUAUUAAUUCAAUAAAUAUUACCUUAAAAAAUUAAAGUUAAACUCAUGGGAAGACUCUUAAUUUGUGGUACAUACAGUUAAUGGAUGAGAUCUUGUUUUUAAAAUAAAAAUAGUCUACUUGAUUUAUAAAAAUAAAAUGAUGAGCAGUGUACAAGUGUUGAAAACAUAUUCAAGGGAAAAGAUAAGUGCUGCAUGUGUACUGUUUUUGUCUUUUGAAAAUAAAAUUUCAAAGUAUCAAAGAAAUUUCCCAGAUUUUGUAAUUUAUGUUUUUAUUUAACAAUGCUGUCAUAAAAGGGGCUAUGAAAAAUAAUGUCCAUAUCUGUUUUUGAACAGAAUAACAACGUUGAUGGUCAAGGCCCUCGAGAAGAACCUGUUGGCCAUAAAGUAAGGUUUUUCUUUUUUUCAAUAAAUUAGCAAACUUAUUUCCAAAUAUUAUACCUGAAUAAAAUCAUAUACAGUUGAUGGCUCUUCAUUUUAAAAGACACUUCUCGGGAGAAUGUAUCUUGACCUCUGGAGAUACAUUAGAAAAAUAAAUAGGGGAACAAGAUAUGUUUAGGCUUGAAAAGAAAAGAAAGGAAGUAGUGGAAAAAAGAUAUGUUAAGGUUUGACAUGUAAGGACAGGGCGAUUAAAGGAAAUUUCGGAUAAAUUCCUUCUUCAGCACAGAAAACAAGUAACAACAAAUAUUUAGAUGUGUGCUUGAAGAUCUCAAUAUAGCUCUUAAUUUAGAAACGAAAGAGCUUUAUGAUAUGUCGUUAUUGUUAUACCGGUCUUGGUGUAAUUUUUUCACCAUUUUGUUUGUAUUUCUUGCUUGGCAGGUUCUCAUUAAGAAAAAGAAAUACAGCCCAAUAGCAGGAGAUAAUGUUAGUGAUGUGGGGCAAGUUCUUCAUAUGCUUAGGGUUUUAAAUGAAGACAGGAGAAAACAAGAAAAGUUACGGAUGGAUCGCCUGGAGAAGAUGCACCAAGAGAGGAUGACAGUUUUUAGAGAGUUCUUAGAUGUUUUAAAAAAUUCAGUGAAUAACAAAAGCUCAUGUCAAAAGAAGGGAGGUAAUGAUGGUUGUGAUACAUGUACAUGUCGUGGCAAUAGGUUGUAAUAUAGUUCAUUUUAUUGGUGUUUAUAAUCUAAGUCAACAUGAAUCUGUUGUAAUAAAGGAGUGUUUGGAAGAGAACAUCUCUCCCUUGAUAGGUUACCCUCGUUGGAAAACUUUUUUUUUAGUUCCUCUCCAUUGUCGUUAUUUGAAGUUAAAGGUCUAUCUUAGUAUACCAUUUUCAUCAUUCAUCAAAAGCAGUAAAGCCAAUGCAGGACUCUGGUCUGCUUCAACACAUCCUCCCUCUCAGACCCAUGAGCCGUCUGCCCCUUGGUUUCUAUCUGUAAACCAUUUUACUAUGUGUCAAACUCAUUGGAAUAUAGCACUACUUAAAUGUUUCUCUAAUUUUCACAGUAUCCAUUUCUAUUUCUAGAAUUAAAUAGUUUCAAAAAGAUACAUUUUCUUCAGAAUUAAGAAAAACUAUUAAAGCUUUCACUUUCAUUGGCAAAAGUGUUUGCAUCGGUGCUGAAUGUUUUAUUUUUAAUCGUUGUGAAGAGAUACCUUGUUGGUUAUAAAAAAAAUGGACCCCCAGAUGUAAAAUAUAAAUAAACAUAUCUGUCCAGUGUGAAAUCUCUCUCAGAGCUAAUCAGCAAGGAACGGAAAUAAGAAAACAUUCUUGAAGUUAUAGAAACUUUAACUUUAUUUAAGAUGAAAAAACCCCAACUUUUACAAUAUUUGCAAUGCUCAGAAUUUCAAGAUUUGUAAAUGAAAUUUUAGCUGAUGGUUAUUUCUUUAUUUCAUAUGACUAAAGAUCUGACUUUGGUAACAGAUAUUACAAGAGAAUGACUUUCUCUUAUUUUGCACCAAUAUCAAAGUUUUGUGCUGUCUCUAUUUUACAAGAUUGGUUGGCAAAUUCAACCCAAUAUACUCCUGGCACCUCAUAGCUGGUAUCAAAGUUGGAAUAUCCCUCCCAUGCUGUCCCCAUAACUACACCAUGGGUUGCCCAAGGUGUUCCCUCCAUUUAAAUAUUUCCCACUGUUUGUGUAGACCAAUACAAUUGUCCACUGUUCAGAUAUAAUUCUCAUUUUCAAUGCAGUCUACCAAAAUUUCCACCAAGCAGGACUUCCCUAACUCUGCUGCUUGCAAUUUAAAUAUGUGACUCUAUUUGAUGAUCAAGUAGUUCGAUAUAUAUUACCCUGACUGUUAUCUGAGUAAACAAACUUCCUCCAGGAAAAUCUUUUAUGGCUGUUUAAUUUAAAUGCCCCAUUUUUUAUCUGUUCAAGUUAAUGUUAAAAAUAUUUGUAAUCCCUGUGUGAUGUUUCUAUUUAUUAAGAGUUUUGCUAUGCUUUAAAAUGGUCUUUCAAAUUAAUGUUCAAAAUUUGGUGGCCUCAUUUCAAAACUAUUGUUAAAGCAUUAGACUGUGAUACUGUUCAUUUGUAAUAUUUGUAACAUUAUAAACAUGUAUUUAUUAUAGAAAAAAUAAACAUUUGUUUAUUUAAACAAGUGGAACAAA